AUGCAUCCCACAUCGCCAGCGCCGCCCGUGCCACCCUUCGUGCCGCGGCACAGGCGUCAGCUCCAGACGGCGGGCAACUCGACAAGUGGGAUAUCAGGUGCCAACUCGACCGUCCUGGAAACCAGGUCGCUUGUCCGCAAGGCCCAGCAGGAGGCCAGCGCCCGAAACAAGGAGCGCUUCGCCAAUCCACGCACAAACGCGUACUGGGCCAAGCAUGGGUCCGGCGCAGCCGGCUUGCGCGCCCGCGCAGAUGAUGUCGCUGCCUUUGCCAUCAACGAGACCAUCGCCGUUGCUGCCGCCAUUGUUGUCGAGGCAGAUUAUGCCCAUAAUGUCCCCGUGGAGUACCCGCCUCUUCCUGACGACAUCAGGCAGCUCAAAGAGCAGAUGUUUGGUCCGGCCGGCGCUGACGCCGGGGCUAGCGCUGCUGCGGGCAGCCUCGGCAAGAGGGCUCUGUCGACCUUCUGGAUGGAGGACAUCAGCCACACGGGCAAGGUCCCCUUCGGCGGUUCCGCCAACGACGGGUACAAGGUGUUCCGCAACGUCAAGGACUACGACGUCAAGGGCGACGGUAAGACGGACGACACCGAGGCCAUCAACAGAGCCAUGAGCGACCAGAACCGCUGUGGCAACAACUGCGGCGCCUCCACGGUCAAGCCGGCCAUCGUCUACUUUCCCUCGGGCACCUACCUCGUCAGCACGCCCAUCACUGCGUACUACAACACUCAGAUGAUUGGAAACGCGAAUGUCCGGCCUAUUAUCAAGGCGGCCAAGUCUUUUACCGGCCUCGGCGUCAUCUCUGUGGACGAGUACACGGGCGGCAAUGGAGGCGCGGAGCAGUGGUACAUCAACCAGGCGAGACAGAACAACUUUCUUCGUCAGCUCCGCAAUUUCAGAGUGGACGUCCAAGACGCAGACAUGGAUGACGUUGCCGGUCUCCACUGGCAAGUGGCCCAGGCUACUAGCAUCCAGAAUGUCGACUUCUACCAGUCACCGUCUACCGACAAGCACCAUAUGGGUAUCUUCGCAGAAAACGGGAGUGGUGGUUUCAUGGGCGAUAUGACCUUCUUUAAUGGCGAGAUUGGCAUUCGAUGUGGAAACCAGCAGUUCACGUCCAUCAACAUGGUCUUCGUCGGCUGUCGCACCGGAAUCGACAUGCUCUGGGACUGGGGCUGGACCUGGAAGGGUCUUCUGAUGAGCACUACCGAAAACGGAAUCCGCAUGUCCGGGGACUUCAGGGGCGGCUCCAUCAUCGUCAUGGACUCGUUCUUGCUGGGCAUGAGUAAGGGUAUCUCAGUUUCCACGCCCGUCGGAAACACCCCCUCCAAGAAGUUUACUAUUACGUUGGACAACGUCGAGGUCUUCGGCGUCGGUAAGGCCGUGGAUCACGAAACGGAUGGCGCCCAGCUCGAGGGCGGCAGCCGCGUCAUCCGAUCCUGGGUCGUCGGCAAGGUUCACGACGAGAAGAACCCCAGUGGCACAUACCAGAGCGGGCCGCUGUCGGCUCCACACCCAACGGAAGGCUCGCUCAUGAAGGGCGGCGCAUACUAUAGGCGCCAAAAGCCCCAGUAUGAGAACCUUGUCGCCAGUGACUUUAUCAAUCAAUCUCGCAUUCCGGUCGGAUCCGUGAUUGUAGGCGAGUGUUGGGCCCAAACCGUCGCCAACGGAGAGUCUUACAGCGACGCUGAUUCCCCAUACACUAUGGUGCGGGUCGGGGACUGGGGCGAAAAGGGUAGCGUCGAGAUCCAGGACCUCGUCUUCACCACAAAGGGCCCUACACCAGGCGCAGUUCUGAUGGAGUGGAACAUGGCCGAAGACCUGCAGGGCUCUGCUGCCAUGUGGGACUCGCACUUCCGCAUCGGCGGAGCGAUGGGCACCGGUCUGACUGCUGCCGACUGCCCCAAGCUCACUGGUACUAUCAAUCCGAAAUGCGUUGCCGGGUCCAUGUUGCUCCAUAUGACUGGGGGUUCGUCGGGCUAUCUGGAGAAUGGGUGCGCGUGGGUGGCGGACCACGACUUUGACAGCGGCCCGGCACAGACCCAGAUCGAUAUCUACGUCGCUCGUGGCAUCUUGAUCGAAAGCAAGGGCGGCCCUGUCUGGCUUUACGGAACCGCGUCGGAGCAUUGCGUUUUUUAUCAGUAUCUCCUCUUGGGAGCACAAGACGUAUUCAUGGGGAACAUUCAAACAGAAAGCCCGUACUACCUGCCAAAGCCUAAGGCGCCUGCCCCGUUCACGGACCAGGUCGGGCUCUUCAACGGGGAUCCCGACUUCAGCGAGUGCCCAGAGUCGGAGCCGCACUGCGCAGCUGCCUGGGCAUUGAUGAUUUCAGGGUCAACAAACGUUCAUAUCUUUGGCGCGGGGUUGUAUAACUGGUUCGAUGACUACACGCAGGACUGCAUCGACACGCAAACCUGCCAGAAGCAUCUCGUCCACGUGGAAGAGAGCGGACAGAUCUGGUUCUAUAACCUCUAUACCAUUGGGUCAGCCAACAUGAUUGACGCAGAGGGGUCCGAUCCCAUUCCGGCCAAGGACAACAUCAACACCAACGAACAUCCGUUCACCUCCGUCAUUAACGCAUGGCUGCUGUCUUCUUCCGGAUCCGGAAAUGUCGACAACGUCCUGACAGACCAGGUUAUCCUGGGCACAAUGCUCCCACCUUGCCCAUCCAAAUACAACACGCUGGAGAAUGUCGAAAAGUCCAAGUCGAGCAUCCCGCAAUACUGUCUCGACAAGUACCUCCUUCAGACGCAGCUCAACACCCUCGGCACUGCCCUUUCUGACUAUAACAGCAUCUUGAGGGACGGGUACGACGACAAGUUCAAGGCCUAUCAGAGGUCAGUCUUGCAACAAGUCCCAGACCAGAUCAACAAGUUCAUGGAGGGGGCCCAGGCCUCGGGCAACUGGACCUGUACCGAGACUCGGACCGUUAUCUGCUGCAGAGGUUGCCAGAAUCAUGCGGCGUGCACGAACCCCAUGUGCGACUUUUCCAGCGACUGCAAGCCCGGCACCACCAAGAAGACAACUACCGUCGACUGCCCUGCGUCCAUAUCAAACAACUUACGCGAGCAGCUGCCGGUCCCCGUCGAGACGACCUACACGCUCAAGAACGAGCAGGGCUUCUGGGAGGGCCUGAUGGCCGCGUACGGCAUCCCGCAGGACUGGGUCAACAUUGGGGAGCGGCUUGCGUACUUUGGAAAGGGCUGCGAAGGCGUCGCAGGCGACAGGACGUCGCCGGACACCUCGACCGAGUGCUUCAAGAAGUCAUCCGUCUACUGGCACAACUUCCCGACGAUGAAGCCGGGCGCGGCCAUGGACGACCCCAAGGACAGCGUCAGCAAGUCUUACGACACGUUCAAGAACAUCUACGACCGCGCCACCGUGUCCCUCGGGUUCGCCCAGUGGAACCUGUACGAGGCCAGCUCCACCGACAUGCUGGCCACCGCGGCCCUGCCGGCCAUGCUCCUGACCGACGCCGUCGACAACAUGCGCCAGAUGGCCAAGGCGGGCGAGGAGAUCAUUGAGCGCGAGCGCAAGCAGAACAUCCUCUUCUGGCUCAACAUGGGCCUCAUGAUGAUCCCCGCGGCCGGACAGGUGGCCAGCAGCCUGGGCCGCGUCGCCGUCGCCGUCGCCCUCCGCGUCGUUGGCGAGGCCGCCACCGCCGCCCUGACGCUGUACGAGCUCGUCGACGAUCCAAAGAACGCCCUGAUGACCAUGAUGGGCUUCUUCCUCGGCGGCGGCGUCUCGCGCCAGCCCUUCCGCGAAGCCGCCGCCAUCCGUCGCGGCAUGCCCAAAUCGCAGUUCGAAAAGCUGCCGCCCAGGAUCAGGACGGACCUGGGGCGCAUCCAAACCGUUGGGAACGUGUGCCGCGCGCGUUCGUAG
This is a messenger RNA of Colletotrichum siamense, 3876 nucleotides long. RefSeq names its product Glucan 1,3-beta-glucosidase (gene EXG1-2). Lineage: Eukaryota; Fungi; Ascomycota; Sordariomycetes; Glomerellales; Glomerellaceae. The transcript has 8 exons. Gene Ontology annotation, molecular function: polygalacturonase activity. Bases 1 to 3876 code for a protein of 1291 amino acids. The record is from RefSeq and is a predicted model, not a curated record.